AUGGCGUCCUCCAAAGACCUCCCUCCCUCGACGAAAAGCUACAUGAAGCUCUUUUUCGAGUCUCAAUUCCGUACCAAACCUCAACAACUUCCAAGAGGGACCAACCUCUGUGACAGAGGUAUGUUCUCUGAAACCAACCUCAUAUCCUGCAGUCGAAGACAACUGCUUCGACUCCCGUAUAAAGACCAGCUUGCUGAUAUGGCUUCUGGGAGCACAUCAGUCGCAAUCGUCACAGGCUCUAAUGUCGGUCUUGGGUAUGAAGCUGCCCGCCAACUUCUCUCCUUCAACCUCUCCAGCCUAAUCCUUGCGGUGCGCUCUGUCCAGAACGGUGAACUGGCUGCCACCAAGCUCUCAAAACAGUACCCGAAAGCAAGCAUUAGGGUCUGGUCCCUGGAUAUGGCUUCAUACCAAUCCAUUGAAGCCUUUGCCAAACGGGCAGGGAGCGAUUUGGCGCGUUUGGAUUUGGUCAUUCUUAACGCUGGGGUGGGCAACGUCAAAUUCGAAGUCAACAAUAGCACUGGCCACGAGGAGAUGAUGCAGGUCAAUUACCUUUCGACAAUGUUCCUUGCCAUUCUCCUCCUACCGGUCUUGAAGCAAAGGGCUCCUCCCAAUGUACCGGGCCGUCUCUCGAUUGUCAGCUCAGGACUGGCCUUCCUCGCGAAGAUUCCGGAAAAGAACCAGGCAAUCUUGACGUCUCUUGACAAGCCUGACAAGUUCGAUCCAAUGACCAAUUACUCCGUAUCCAAGCUGCUAAGUCACAUGUUUAUAUACCAGCUUCAGGACUGGGUCUCCGCUGAAGACGUGGUCGUGAAUCUGGUGGACCCUGGUUAUGUCAAAGGGACCAAACUCCAGCGUCAAGUCACUGGCAUUGGAGGGGCAAUCCUGUGGCUGCUGGGAGCGGCGACCGCCAGAAGGGUAGAGCAUGGCGCAUCAACGUAUCUCGACGCCACGAUUUCAAAGGGCAAAGAGUCGCAUAGGUGUUACCUCGCAGACUGGCGAAUCCAGCCAUUCGCCCCGCUCUUGUAUACUCCACAUGGCAAACAGCUAAUCGAGCAGGUAUGGCGAGAGACAUUGGAUGAAUUUGACUUUGUCAAUGCCCGAGGCAUACUGAAUUCGAUAGCGUCCAAGGAGUGA
This is a messenger RNA of Cladophialophora psammophila CBS 110553, 1134 nucleotides long. RefSeq lists its product as uncharacterized. The transcript has 2 exons. The coding region runs from base 1 to 1134 and encodes 377 amino acids. Lineage: Eukaryota; Fungi; Ascomycota; Eurotiomycetes; Chaetothyriales; Herpotrichiellaceae. The record is from RefSeq and is a predicted model, not a curated record.